This is a messenger RNA of Neoarius graeffei (lesser salmon catfish), 4448 nucleotides long. It is a transcript of the gene tmem209, whose product is annotated as transmembrane protein 209. The record is from RefSeq and is a predicted model, not a curated record. NCBI's taxonomy places the organism in Eukaryota, Metazoa, Chordata, Actinopteri, Siluriformes, Ariidae. Bases 321 to 2048 code for a protein of 575 amino acids. Gene Ontology annotation, cellular component: membrane. The transcript is spliced from 16 exons.
UCAGCCAGAGUCUCAUUCUGGAUAGUUUGGCGCCUGAACGGUGCAUGUCUGAGUUUUAGAGUUUAAAAUAUGUUUUAUGGUAGCUUUAUGUAACUUUAGGGGUCAUUUUUUUCCCCUGCCGUGUAAUAGUCGCCUCAAAAACAGUACAGGUUUCUGUUUUAUGUUAAUAUUAUUAGAGUGCUACAGUUAGUGUAGGGUAAUUAGCCUCUGCUGUGCUCCAUGCUAAACAAGUGAUGGAUAGCUUGAUGGACGAAGUGAGGCAAGAGUCACCAUGGAACAUGAUGUUUGCAGAUGAUAUGUGGUGAAAAGAGGAGGGAGAGAUGAAGGUAUGGAUUGGAACGAAGAGGAAUGAAGACGGCACAAAACCGAAGCAGGCAAUGACCUCACAGAGAGAAGGCACAACCUCUCUUAUUGACAAGACCAUGAAGAUGAGGAGAGAGGACCAGGAGCGCCAGGUUCUCCUGGCCUGGGCUGUUCUCAACGUCUCUCUGGCUGGAAUGCUUUACACAGAAAUGUCAGGAAAACUGCUCAGUAGAUACUAUAACAUAACUUAUUGGCCCAUCUGGUACAUUGAACUAGCCUUGGCCUCUCUGUUCAGCCUGAAUGCUGUGUUUGAUUUUUGGAAGUACUUCAAGUACACCAUGGCACCGUCAACUGUUGCUAUCUCUCCUGAGCAACAUCGGCUCCUCGGCCUCCGCGACUCUGGAAUUCAGGCUUCUCCGCCCCAGAAGCCAGAGAAGAAGGAGAGUCCAGUGGCUUCCCAAUCAUCUCCACUGCAGGGACAGAACGUGCUCAGUUUCAGCCCUGCACGGCCCCCCAGCACCAGUCCAAAGUUCUCCCCCAGCUGUGUGUCUGGGUACAGCCCACCCCUGAGCACCCCUUCUUCACCAGGCAGUGGCAGAGCCUUUUCCCCUUCUAUGGCAUACGGCAAGGUACUGAACUACAGUCCAUCGACCAGCUCCUCGCCUUACCCGAGCAGCCUGGGCCCAGCAGAAGGCACCAGUUUACGAACACGCUAUCGCACAUCCCCUUCUGUUUUUAGCUCUCCUGGAGGGAAGGAAGACUACAUGGAUGACCUUAAAUCUUUGGAGAAAUUCCUUCGUUCAGAGGAAGAGAAGAGCCACCAUAGCCAUCUGGGGAGCCCAGAGUCGACGUCUUCAUCACACAGUCCAACCUUCUGGAACUACAAUCGCUCUGUGGGUGAUUAUGCUCAGAGCCUGAGGAAGUUCCAGUACCAGCCGGCCUGUCGCUCACAGGCUCCCUCUGCCCACAAAGACGAAACUGAACUGGGAUCCAAACAAGCUGCUGAGGAGGUCUGGGCACGGAUCACAACCAGUCGUGUGGUGACUGAUAGCAUUGACAGCUGGACUGCCAAAUUAAGAAACUGGAUAAACGAUACCAUUCUGGUUCAUCUGGUUAAAGAAAUAGAUUCUAUCAACAGCCAACUCCGGCGAAUGGGCUGCCCGGAGUUACAGAUAGGAGAGGCCAGUAUCAGCAAUCUGAAACAGGCUGCUGUAGUCAAAGUCUCUGCCAUUCCCACCCUCAACACUAUAGUGCAGUACCUGGACAUCACAUCCAACCAGGAGUAUCUGGUAGAGAGAAUCAAGGAGCUGGCUCACAGCGGCUGCAUGAGCUCCUUUCGCUGGAGUGGUGGAGGGAACCUGAAGAACCGGAAAUGGGAUACAGAUCUCCCAACUGACUCUACUAUCCUCAUGAAUAUUCUGUGCACGUACCUGGACUCCAGACUUCCUCCUCACCCAAAGUACCCAGAUGGGAAAACCUUCACUUCUCAGCAUUUCAUUCAGACUCCAAACAAACCAGAUCUUUCCAAUGAGAACCUCUUCUGCAUUCACCAAAGUAGCAUCAACCCACCUCACUAUCAGCUUGUGUAUCAAGGACACAUUUACAGCCUGCCUAAGGGCAGAAACAAUCUGUUCCACACAAUCCUCAUGUUCCUUUACAUUAUCAAAUCCAAGGAGUCUGGGAUGCUGGGAAGAGUCAACCUGGGGCUCUCAGGGGUCAACAUCCUUUGGAUAUUUGGGGAGUAAUACUUAACCAUAUUAUAACUGAGUAAAUACAACUCGGAAAUGCUCACAUAGUGAGUAAUAGAUUGUAUGUGGUUAUAAUUUAAUACUGGGUUUUGUUUUUUUUUCCUCCCCUGUGCUUUGGUGAAACAGCUGCAUAGUUCUUUGGUUCCUAAAGCAAAUCCAGCCCAGAAUCAGACACUGUUUUCAGUUGUGACACACUCUCUACAUCAAAAAAUUGUGUUACAGAACAACUAAACAGAGAAACUCGUUGUAUUUUGACACGGAAAAUAAUUUGCAUGUGAGACAGCUUUGUUUGAUACAAAGCUGUAGAAUUUUUCAGGCUUGAAUGUGUGAAAUUGUGGAAUUUUUUUUUUAUCUGUGUAAGUUGUUUACUAGAGCUUUAGUGAAUUGUUUGUAGGCAUGAACAAGUAUUAUCUCUGCUGUAUUUCAUUCUCACCGCGUUUUGUACACGCCAUCAUUAUUUAUAAAAAUGAACUGCUUCAAUAACAGGACCCAGAUGUUGUACACGAUGCUCACUUUUCACUGGUUAGGAGUUUUUGUGGAAUUUUUCUACAUGCAGGAGUUCUGAUUGAUUACCAAUCAAGGAGUGCUGUGAGAAAAAUAUUUCAGUAACAAACUCCCAUGGUUGCUUUUGGUUAUGCCGUAUACUGGUGAUGUGCUUUGCUCUUUCUACAGUUAGUCAUCACACUUGGAACAGAAAGGAAGAUUUACUUCCCAACGUGAGAUGAUUUUCUCCUUCAGGAAAGGUGGUGCAUGUGUGUGGGGAACAGUUAUCACACUCUCUCUCUAAAUGUUUUUUUUUUUUUUUUUUAAAUCAAAUAAUGAUGCACAAAGGUAAAUUGCUCUUUUCUAUGAUCUGACUUGAAUAUAUUACACAUGCCAUGUUAUGGAGCAUUUAAUUGUGUCUCUUGCUUCUCUUUUACUGCUUGAUGUUUAGCAUGUACAGUGCCUGCCACAAUUAUUGGCCCCCUUGUAAAGAUUAUUAGUAAAAAGGGUUGGGGAGUAAAAUCCACCUUUUGGUAAAGUAGCUUCGUCUCUUGGUGAAAAAAUGAGAAAUCCACCCUUUAACUGAAAUUAAUUUUAUUCAGAGAAAAACAAAUCCCUCAAUUCUUUAAAAAAUAUAUUUUUUUUAACAAAAACACAUGCCACUGUUAUUGGUACCCCUGCAUUUAAUGCUUUUUACAACCUCCCCUUGCCAGUAAAACAGCACUGAGUCUCCUAUAACAUUUUAUAAGGUUGGUGAUACAGAGCAGGGCACCUGAGACAUUCCUCUUUACACAAUCUCUCCAGGGUCUGAGGCCCCCUCGUGUACUUUGUCUUCAGCUCACCCCACAGGUUUUCAGUGGGGGACUGAGAUGGCCAGGACAGAAGCUUGAUUCUGUGGUCAGAUAGCCAUUUUUGUGUUGAUUUUAGACAAAUGCUUCAGAUCAUUGUCCUGCUGGAAGAUCCGAUGACAACCCAGUUUUAGUUUCCUGACAGAGGCAGCCAGGUUUUGAUUUAAAAUGGCCUGGUGUUUCAUGGAGUCCGUGAUGAUGCCAUGGAAAAAGGUUUCCAGGGCCUUUGGAGGAAAAUCAGCCCAAAAACAUCACAGAACUUUCACCAUAUUUUACAGUUGGGAUUGAGUUCUUUUCAUUAUAGCCAUUCUUUUUACACCAAAUCUACCUGGAGUAUUUAUUGCCAGAAAGCUCCAUUUUUGUUCCAUCAGACCAGCGAACACGGUUCCAGUCAAAGUUGUAGUAGCGUUUCACAAACUCCACAUGCUUACAUUUGUGGUUAACUGACAUAAAAAGCGCCCUUUUUUUUUUUUUUUGGCAAACCUUCCAAACAAUCUGUUUGCAUGGUGGUGGGUGGCGUCUGAUGGUGUCUCUUUUGCCUCUUACCAUCCUCCUCACUGUAUGUGGGGGCAAAACAAACCUGGGUUGUCUUUCAGGCAAGUCUGUAACUGUUCCAGUUCACUUUUUUUUUUUUUUUAAUUUAUUUUUAUCGCCCUAACAUUAGAAAUGGACAUUCUCAGGCAAGUAGUGUGGGUUUUAUUUAUUUUUUUAAUUAAUUUAUUUUUUUUAAUGACAUUUCCUGACUUGUGAAGGUCAACACACUUCUCCCUCAUUUGGUUUGUGUGUUCUCUCAUCUUUCCCGUGCUGAUGGAACACUAAGGGAAUUUGGCCUCUGUCACCUCAUGUUUGUCCCCCAGUUAAUCAGGAAGUCAUGGAUUACAGCUUGAAAGUUCCUACACACUCCAAUCAACUACGAUUUAAAUGGGAAACAUACUUCAGUUAUAUUGUGUUCACUAUAAUUUCCAGGGGUGACAAUAAUAGUGGCACGUAUCUGCUAAAAAGACUUGUGUGGGGUUUUUUUUGGGGAGACUGUUUUGAUAUGCAAUAAAUGAACAUUUGUAGACUA